AGUAAAUACCAUUAUGGCUGAUAACACAUCAUCAGCAUCGUCAUCAUCAUCAGCCCAACCUAUGGACGGUAUCGAGAAGGAGUCCAACGGCCACAAGCCGACAGUGAUAGUCGUCAUUGGCAUGGCCGGCGCUGGCAAAAGCACUUUCGUCCAUCGCCUAUACCUUCACUUAACAGCCCAGAAAAAGAGGGUAUAUUCAGUCAACUUGGACCCAGCCGUACGCAACGUACCGUAUCCUACCAAUAUCGAUAUUAGAGACACUGUCAAGUACAAGGAUGUUAUGAAGCAUUUCGGCCUCGGCCCCAACGGCGCUAUCAUGACCAGUUUAAAUCUGUUCGCAACACGGUUCGACCAAGCGAUGGGGUUGAUUGACCAGCGAGCACCGGAGCUCGACUACGUCAUAGUAGACACACCUGGUCAAAUAGAGGUCUUCAACUGGUCUGCUAGUGGCACUAUCAUCCUCGACUCCCUCGCCAUGGCCUAUCCUACUGUUACCUUGUUCGUAUUGGAUACAGUACGUUGUACCUCUCCUACUACCUUCAUGAGUAAUAUGCUGUAUGUGACUAGUAUAAUGUACAAGACUAAGCUACCUACAGUCGCCGUCUUCAAUAAAUGCGAUGUGCACCCGUCUGAUAGCUGCACGAGAUGGAUGUCCGAUUGGGAGUCGUAUAUUGAUGCUGUACGGAAUGAUGAACAGAAUGGCCCUGAUCAUGGUGGCGGAUACAUGAGCUCUUUAAUGAGGAGUAUGGCCAUCAACAUCAGCGAGUUUUAUGAGAAUCUCGCUCACGCUUCGGUGUCAUCCCUCACUGGUAUAGGCAUGGGAGAUUGUGAAGCACAGAUCAUCGCAGCAGCAGAGGAAUACGAGGAGUCGUAUGUCCCUUAUCUAGAGGCACGUAAAGCGGCUAUCCAUAAACACCGUGUGGAGCUGGCCAAGCAACAGUUGAAGGUAUUAGACAAUCAGGAUGCUAAGAGGAAGCAGCAACAGCAGCAGCAGAAGGCGCCCACUGUGGCGGGCGAGGGUGCUGGGGAGGAGGUCGAUGAAGAGGAAGACGCUGAGGAUCUGGCCAAGUUCCGUGAGAUGUUGGCUCAGCAUGCCAAUCCGGAGAGGGCUACUGCAAAGGGGAUAGCGGAGGAAGAUGAGGCCAAGAGGAUGCGCAAAUAAAUGCUCUGUCCAACGUACU
Molecule: messenger RNA, 1181 nt
Organism: Perkinsus marinus ATCC 50983
Lineage: Eukaryota; Perkinsozoa; Perkinsida; Perkinsidae
Product: XPA-binding protein, putative
Exons: 11
Coding region: 14-1162 (382 amino acids)
Molecular function (GO): ATP hydrolysis activity; GTPase activity
Source: RefSeq, a predicted model, not a curated record